AUGACUGCUGCCACCGAACCCCAAACCUCCUACGUUUUCCAAGGUACCGUUGACAAACCUGGCCUCCAAGUAGUCGGAGGGAAAAGUGUCUACAUUGACGUCGAGAAAGAUGGCGUGGUCCACAAGAACGUUAUCGAUGCAAUGACUGGUGCUGCUGUGGGUGCCCUAGGUUCCGCUGACGAAGAUGUGUUUAAAAUCAUUAAUGAAGCAGCGCGUGAAUCUACUUACUCGUUUUGUCCUUUAAUUUCCAACAAGAGCUCUGAAGCUCUAUCCAAAUUUUACAUUGAAAAUUCUCCUGAGGGGGCCUUCUCUUCAGCCUUGUGGCUUACUUCAGGAUCUGAAAGUAAUGAGAACGCUUUGAGAAUUGUUAGACAAUACUACUUGGAACGUGGACUACCAGAGAAAGUGAAAUUGAUCAGCAGAGAAAGUUCCUACCAUGGAUUCACCUUAGGUGCUCAAUCGAUCUCUUGGAAUCCAAGAAUCGAACCAUUCACUCCUUAUUUAAUGGAUAGGAAGUCAGUGUGCCUAAAAAUGCCUCCUGCCUACACCUACCGGUUCAAAGAGAAGGCGGAAACGGAGGAACAAUAUACAGAACGUUUGCUUGGUGCUUUGGAGCAACAAAUCAUCGAGAAUGGCGCAGGGACCAUUGCGGCUAUUAUCGUUGAGACUUUACCAGGCUCAACUCUUGGUACAACUCCACCACCAAAGGGAUACUUGAAGGGAAUUAGAGCUCUCUGUAACGAAUACGAUAUCAUCUUCUACCUUGAUGAAGUUAUGUGCGGUACUGGUAGAUGCAACCCCAACGGAAAGCUCAACUGCUGGGAAAAUUAUCUGGAUGCUUCAGAAGCACCUGACAUUCAAACAAUCGGUAAAACCAUUGGUUCUGGGUACGUCACUUUAGCUGGUGUUUUAAUCGGCCCAAAAAUUAGAAACGCAUUUGUGAAUGGUUCCAACUCCGUCUUUGGUGGUAACACGUACUCCGGCCAUGCCUUCAACUGUGCUGUCGCACUGGGCAUUCAAAAGAAGAUUUUGAAGGAGAACUUGACUGCCAACAUUUUCAAGAUGGGCAACUUACUAGGUGCCAAGCUAAAGGAGCGUCUAUUGUCAGCAGACAACAUUGCUGGCGACGUCAGGGGUGUUGGGGGCUUCUGGUCCAUUGAGUUUGUGAAAGACAGAGCAACUAAACAGAUCUUUGAUGCUGACUUGAACGUGGGCCCUCGUUUCAAGCAGCUUUGCUUGGAGAACGGAGUGAAUGUCAUGGGCAUGCCCGCAUUCGCUGAUGGUAGCUGCGGUGACCAUGCUUUGGUUGCACCAGCAUUCAUCGUCACUGAAGAUCACAUCGAAGAGAUUUACGAGAAAAUCGUCAAGUCUGUGGAUGAUUUGACCUCGAUAUUGAAGCAAGAAGGCGCUUUCUGA
Molecule: messenger RNA, 1416 nt
Organism: Torulaspora delbrueckii
Lineage: Eukaryota; Fungi; Ascomycota; Saccharomycetes; Saccharomycetales; Saccharomycetaceae
Exons: 1
Coding region: 1-1416 (471 amino acids)
Cellular component (GO): cytosol
Molecular function (GO): transaminase activity; pyridoxal phosphate binding
Source: RefSeq, a predicted model, not a curated record